This is a messenger RNA of Cladophialophora psammophila CBS 110553, 2424 nucleotides long. RefSeq lists its product as uncharacterized. Gene Ontology annotation, cellular component: trans-Golgi network; endosome; lysosomal membrane. Gene Ontology annotation, biological process: Golgi organization; phosphatidylinositol phosphate biosynthetic process; endosome organization. Lineage: Eukaryota; Fungi; Ascomycota; Eurotiomycetes; Chaetothyriales; Herpotrichiellaceae. Gene Ontology annotation, molecular function: 1-phosphatidylinositol 4-kinase activity. Bases 1 to 2424 code for a protein of 807 amino acids. The record is from RefSeq and is a predicted model, not a curated record. The transcript is spliced from 2 exons.
AUGCCUCGACAGCGACCGACCUCUGGCUACGCUCGCCUGGCGCAGGCCGACGAGGACGAAGGUCCGCUUGGAGAAGAAGAUUCUGGAGAUGAAACAAACACAUCCACGCCCCUGACAACCCGAUAUGCCUCGAUUCAACCGGCUCCGCGCGAGUCGAUGCGCUCCAGCGCCCGCUACCAUGAUACACCGAGACGACCCAUGAGACGGAUACGAAGUAAUUCCUCGGGAGUGGACAUCAAAGCAAUCAACGCACGGUUGGAGAGAUGGGCUGAAGAGAUCGCGUCCAAAUUCAAAAUCAGCUCCGUCAAGGGCAAGACUCAAGAGGAAGAACAGCUUGAGAUACACCAUUCUGUCUUUCAGGCUCCUCCGGGUGUACACCCUUACACCGCCUCCGAGUUGGCUGCGUAUACUGCUGCUACCGAGACACAAAGAAUGACUAAACAACAGUUUGAUGACAUUGUGGAAAGCGUCAGAGUUGCCAUCGAACUUGGAACGCAUCCCAAAAUGAUCUCGCAAGGGAGCUCCGGCAGCUACUUCGCACGUAACGGUGAAGGCAAAGUUGUUGGCGUGUUCAAACCAAAAGAUGAGGAGCCAUAUGCCUCAAGGAACCCCAAAUGGACAAAAUGGCUGCACAGAAAUCUACUCCCGUUCGCUUUUGGUCGGGCGUGCCUGAUUCCCAAUCUGUCAUACGUAUCCGAAGCCGCUGCAUAUGUUUUGGAUUACCAGUUAAGGACAUACAUUGUCCCAUACACUGAUGUCGUCUGGCUAUCCUCCAAGGUCUUCUACUAUGACUUUUGGGAAAGGAGAAGCACCUGGGGUGGAAAGAAAAGCCUGCCAGCGAAACCGGGCAGCUUUCAAGUCUUCCUGAAAGGAUAUAAAGAUGCAAACCUUUUCCUGCGCGAGAACCCCUGGCCGGACCAAGCAACCGAGUUCCGUGCAGACAUGGAGCAUUCAAGAAAGAGGAGGCGGUGGAGCAAUUGUAUUCCAGGUGGUCGAGGCUCAGACGACGACGACGACGAAGAAGAGGCCCCUCGAGUAGUUUCGCCUCCGCCCUCGGAAGAUGCACCCAAAUUCCGCUGGACACCUAACAUAAGACAGGCUUUCCGGGAGGAACUGGAGAAAUUGGUCAUUCUUGAUUACAUCAUGCGAAAUACCGAUAGGGGCCUCGACAACUGGAUGAUAAAAAUCGACUGGAAGACAGAAGAAGUCUCGCUUGUGGCGGAACCUCCCAAACCGAAUGGUACAACUGAAAAUGGGGAUGCUCACCUACGGCCUGCAUUAGUGAGCCCAAACAUCAGUCCUCAACGACCCGAGUCGAAUACCUCGAGACCGUAUAAGCGGUAUGAGGCGAUGGAGAGUCGAACAGGGACGCCCUCAAACGCCCAAGAACCCCAAUGUUCGAUCACGAUCGGGGCCAUUGACAAUAGUCUGUCAUGGCCCUGGAAACACCCAGAUGCCUGGCGGAGUUUCCCAUUUGGGUGGCUGUUCCUGCCCGUCUCUUUAAUCGGACAACCAUUCUCGACGAAGACGCGGGAUCAUUUCCUCCCCUUACUAACUUCAACCGCAUGGUGGAGCGAAACUCAACUGGCUCUACGGAGAGUUUUUGCGCUGGACGCAGAUUUCAAGGAAAGCAUGUUUGCGCGGCAAAUUGCCGUGAUGAAGGGGCAAGCUUGGAAUGUUGUUGAGACUCUGAAACAGGAAGACCACGGCCCUUUGGAGCUAACAAGGCGGACCAGAGUAUGCGUGUGGGACGACCUCGUAGAUGUUCCCGUGGCAAUCCCCAUGCGUGUCCCUUCUACCGAGAUGAAUCGCCGCGCAGCACGUCAUUAUCAGCAACAAGAAGAGAUGGACAUAGGAGCAUCCUACGCAUCCGCUCCGCCUGGAAGGCACCCGGCACCACAAUUUGACCUUCUUGGCUCUCCGACGAGCGAGUUACCCAACCCGAACCGCUUCGAUCUCACUCGCGAAGACAGCGCUGCAGAUCUGGGGUAUCUGCCGGGCUCGGGCCAAGACAGUGGGCUCGGCAGCACUGCUCCUGGCCUCGAUUCUAUGGACUUUGCUCGAGAAGCCCGCAGCAGUCUCGGCUAUCACCCCAAUACGCACACGCUCCCGGCUCGCCCUUCGAUGAAGGGCAAGACACGCUUCAGCUUCGAAUUUUCCCGUCGUGGCGGCGACCAUUCUACCAACAGCAAUAAUGUGACCUCAAAAGAACGCACCGCCACGAGAAGACAACGGUCCAUGUCCACAAGAAGUGGGCACAAACAGAGAUCCGUUCCAGCCAUCGUUUACGAGGGAGAUGAUUUCGAUGAGGGGGAUCUGGGAUAUGCCGCCGCGAGUGAUAUGGACUCAACACAUAGGAGGAAGGUAAUUGUGGAGCGGCUAGAAACUGUGAAGAGCAAGAAACCCUUUUUCACCUGGUGUUAG